Solanum verrucosum is the source of this 1408-nucleotide messenger RNA. RefSeq lists its product as uncharacterized. The record is from RefSeq and is a predicted model, not a curated record. Gene Ontology annotation, cellular component: signal recognition particle receptor complex. The transcript has 7 exons. Gene Ontology annotation, biological process: protein targeting to ER. Bases 353 to 1138 code for a protein of 261 amino acids. Lineage: Eukaryota; Viridiplantae; Streptophyta; Magnoliopsida; Solanales; Solanaceae.
CCUCUUUUUUCAGAAUUUCCCAUCCCCUUCACUGUUGCUUCGAAAAUAGCUGAAGAAUUCAAAAAAAAAUUAACAAACGGAUUUUUUUUUCCCCCCCAAAUCGCCCAAGCUUCCCCUAUAAAUGGCCUCAUCUCUUCCCUAUUAAGGACAAAUUUUUGAGUAGUAGAGAGGUUGGAGACAAUAGAUUUUUACGAAAAAUCAAGAACUAGUUUUUCUUUGGUAUCGAUUCUUUGCUUGCUCGAGUUAAGCUCACUUGUGGUCGUGGAAAGUUGCUCCCCUGCUCAUCAUCCUCUCAGUCUCGCUGCUCUGAAAGAGGGGAAAGAUUAAAUUGAGUGAAGAAUUUUUGGGGAAAAUGGAUAAGGUGAAAGUGGGGCAAUUGAAGAUUCAAAUGCAGCAAUGGUUAAAUGAAGCUGAAGAAUUCAUCAAUGAUAUACCUCCCGUUCAACUGUAUACUGCUGUUGGAGUUGUAUUAUCCACUCUCAUUUUGUUGUUAAUCAUUCGCUUGUUCAAGCGUACAACAUCUAACACCAUUGUACUCACUGGGCUAAGUGGAGGCGGCAAAACAUUUCUUUUUUACCAGCUUAGAGAUGGUUCAGCCCAUCAGGGUACCAUGACGUCAAUGGAACCAAAUGAAGGCAGUUUUAUACUACACUCUGAGGAAGACAAGAAAGGGAAAUUGAAGCCUGUUCACGUUGUUGAUGUCCCUGGGCACUCUCGUCUUAGGCCGAAACUAGAUGAGUUCCUGCCUCAAGCAGCUGGCGUUGUGUUUGUGGUGGAUUCAGUGGAAUUUUUACCAAACUGCCGUCCUGCUUCAGAGUACUUAUAUGAGAUCUUGACAAAGGCAAGUGUGGUGAAGAAAAAAGUUCCAGUACUCCUCCUUUGCAACAAGGUUGACAAAGUAACUGCACAUACAGCAGAAUUCAUCAGAAAACAGCUGGAGAAAGAAAUCGACAAGCUUCGUACAUCAAGAACUGUUGUAUCUGAUGCAGAUAUCUCUAAUGAAUAUACGCUUGGUGUACCUGGAGAACCAUUUGCUUUUUCUCAAUGCCAUAACAGAGUAAUUGUUGCUGAAGCUUCUGGUCUGACGGGUGAAAUUUCUCAGCUGGAGAAGUUCAUUAGGGAGAAUGUGAAACCUUGACUAUGGUAUUUCAAGCAAAUGGGGGAUCCUUUUUAUUUCUUUUCUUCUCUUUUAUUAUUGGUCCGGGAAGAGGAAAAUACUAUCAGAAAGACAGAAAAAACAUCAACUUGGAAAACAUAUUCAAAGUAGGGAUAGGAAUUUGAAGGGUUUUCCUUAUGUUCUAUUGGAAAUCCCCACCUAAACAUUAUGUUUGUUGUGCCUAGAAUAUCUUGUCAUUGGAUUUGAUUACUUCCCUUUAUUUUUGUGCUGGCUGCUUUUCAUGGCAAAGGA